CUCAUUGCAUUUGGCAGUCACCGAACCAAUGGAUUUUGCAAAGGAAAAUAAAUUCCAAUAGUGAAGCAUUUCUGAAUUUUAUUCUUCAUUAGAAUAUUUAAAUAAUCAUUCAUUAAUCAUUUAUUUAUCAACGGCGAUUAAUUGUAACAGUAUUUAACUGAGAAAUGGUGAUGUAAAACGUCAAAACAUUUUUUACGCAGUGCUGUGAAAAUUUUUCUACUAGAAGCACACGACGAAAAAAGGAGUACAAGGCAAAAGUAAAAGGCAGCAGGCUAGUUAAUGAGCAAAUUGAAUCGUAAAUUGCAAAGCCUAGCAAAAUCAAUUAAACGCAAUGGAGGAGAAACGGAUUGCUGACUACUUUGUAGUCGCUGGCAUGCCAGAACAACCGCAAUUGUUGCAGGAGAAUAUAUUUAGCGAAUCUGGGCAUUUACGUGCCGCCAAUACUAUUGAACCUAUCACAGAUAUUGGUGUAUACUUUCCGUUACUCGAUGAGGAAGUGCCCGAAGGUUAUGAGGUGUUGGAGACAACGCCUACAGGACUGCCUGCGAAUCUCAAUCAUGGCUCAAUGCGUUCAACAGAGUGUUAUAUUUAUUAUAAGCGUGGUAAAGAUCGACCGCCUUUGGUGGAUAUAGGUGUACUAUACGAUGGACAUGAACGCAUCAUGUCUGAUGCCGAAAUCGUCGCCGAAACACCGGGUGGACGUAUCGCAAAUGUGAAUAAUUCUUCAUCGAAAAUUUAUCUCACAUACCGACGUGCAAGACCCGAUAUGCCGUGCAACGAGCUGGUCGUUACCGAUUUAUGUGUGAUCGUACAAAGUAAAGGUGAAAGACCACCGCAUGCAUUCUGCCUCAUCUACAAAACGCUGAAUAAGGGUUAUAUGGGCAGUGAUGUAUAUUUAUGCUACAAAAAAUCUAUGUACCGUCCGAAAUUAAUCAGUUAUCAACCAGAAAUUUUACUGCGUUAUCCGACUGUCGAUCAUAAUGACUUUCCAUUAAAUCUCUGCCCAAGUGUGCCGUUAUUUUGUCUGCCGAUGGGUGCCUCCUUGGAGGCUUGGCCACAUGUAAAAGAGGGUGAAAAACGUAAACCCACGAGUCCUGUGUUUAGUACUUUUGUGCUGACUGUUAAUGAUGGCACAUACAAGGUGUAUGGUUCUGCUUUAACAUUCUAUGAAGAUUUUGAGGAAGCCGCUUUAAAUGAGAAACAGCGUGAACUAUUGGGUUGGGAUGAAGCGUUUGGCAAGCAGCACUCAUUGCAUAUAAUCAAAUCUAUUUGCCUUUUAUCACACUAUCCAUUUGGUGACACUUUUGAUAGAUGGCUGCGUUACUUGCAUCGCUUAGCGGUGCAUGGUGUCGAUUUACCAGUAUCAAUUGAGCGUUACGUAACGCAAUUGUUGGAUGAAGUACAAUUUCCAGCGCCCAGCAUACAUUUACAACUUUCCAGCGAGGCGAAAGAUCGCAUAUUACUUACGCAACCCGAAGACUCGCCUUUACCACGCAGCGGUGCUGGCUUUCACAUGUUACUGCAGAAUUUGGGCACUGAUAACUGUUUACAUGUUAUGCUGUUGGCGUUGAUGGAGCAAAAAAUCUUAAUACACUCCUUAAGACCCGCCACAUUAACAGCAGUUGGUGAAGCCAUCGUUUCGCUGCUCUUUCCCUUCAAAUGGCAAUGUCCGUACAUACCAUUGUGCCCACUUGGCUUGGCGGAGGUUUUACAUGCGCCAUUACCGUAUUUAAUAGGUGUUGAUUCACGCUUUUUCGAUUUGUACGAACCGCCACAAGAUGUGACUUGUAUCGACUUGGAUACCAACACGAUCAGCUUGUGUGAAUCACAAAAGCAUUUGACGAUAAAAUUAUUGCCUAAACGUGCUGCGCGCAUUUUGCGACAAACACUCAACGAAUUGGAAGUUCUAAAAGCCACACACAUCGAAUCAACAAAUAGCCUUGAUAAGGAUCUAAGAAAACGAAAGCGUGAGCUAGAUCUCGAGCAACGAAUUCAAGAGGCCUUUCUACUAUUUAUGGCAUCGAUUUUACGCGGCUAUCGUGACUACUUAACGCCCAUAUCGAAAGCGCCCUCUGUCGGCGCCACUGAUCCGAGUGCCUUAUUUCAGUUGAAGGCGUUCUCACGUUCACGCGAUAAGGCGCAUCAGAGAUUCUUUGAACUACUCAUGAAAACACAAAUGUUCAUACGUUUCAUUGAGGAACGUUCCUUCGUCUCGGAUGGCGAUCAUGGUCUGACAUUCUUCGAUGAAUGCGCGGAGAAGGUGGGCGCCUACGAUGACACACCGUCGGAUUUGCGUUUGGUUGACUGGGAAUCGGGGCAGAAUAGUGAGCGCACGAAGUAUAUAUUUCCGCCCGAUAGCGUGGGGCCCAAACAAGACACUUCGGGCGCUGUUUACAACUAUGCCAAUUUCACACUGAACCCCAGCCUUCUGAAAUUAUCGAAGAAGACUGCGCUGAACCACUUUCUACAACAGCAACUGAAUGGAUCGUUUGCGCCCGGUUCGCCAAUAGCGCGUCGCACAAAACACGAAAUCAAGCUCUCGCAGAAGAUGGCGCGCCGCUGUCAGAUGCAUCCGGAGGCGUGGUCGAAAUAUCUACUAGCCACUUGCUAUUCGAUUUACUUCCUCAUAUUACCGUCCAUGGUGAAUGAGACGCGUCAGACGCACAAGGAGCACGAUACAUUGCGUGCCGCCUACGAUAUGCUGGUGCGCGCCUCCAAACUGAAAAUCACCUGCGAUGAGUUUUGCUACCGCAUCAUGAUGCAGCUGUGUGGCAUACACAAUUUGCCUGUGCUGGCGGUGCGUCUGCACUACUUGAUGAAGCGCUCGGGCGUGCAGCCGAAUGCGCUCACCUACGGCUUCUACAAUCGCUGCGUGCUCGAAUCGGAUUGGCCCAGCGACAGCACGACGCUCAGCCAGCUGCGUUGGAAUCGCAUUAAGAAUGUUGUACUCGGCGCUGCGCAAUUCCGACGCGCCGGCAAGCGGCAUGCCGCGAAGAAACCGCUCUCCGCCUCUUGUGAGAAUAAUCUCAACACGCUUGAGACUGUGGAUGGCACUUCGCGCACCAGCUUGGAUUCAUCGACAUCGUCGCAUGUGGAGCGUGGCGCCGGCGAUGCGCAUGCCUACAGCGCGACACUGCUCGACUUCUCUGCGUUCGACAAGCUGCGCGGCAAGCUGGGUAGUAUUGUGCGCCAGUCAGCAAUGGCAAUGAGCGCGCAGGAUCCAGCCGGUGAUGUGAUCAGUUCAACUGCCGGUCUUUUGAUAUCGGGUGAGAAUAAAGCGAGCGGUGAAAAGUCGACUGGUGAUAAGAGCGCAACGCCGGCGAGCACAUCGGCGCCACAUACACCGAGCAGCCCACACAGUCCCGGCUGUGAUCUGGGCGUGGUAGGCGCUGGCGGCAAGCUGCAAUUGACGAAAACGGAGAGUUUUGGCGGCGACGCGCAGCUGCUGGACAAAUUGCAGCGCAAACAGUCGCUGCCCAACGAAACGAGCGGACCGCGCUAUAAGAUAAUGAAUAUCGGUGAUGGCGAAGAGUACAUAGCGGAUGAUGCAACGACGCUGAAAGAGCACGAAAUGGAGCAUGAGAUCGCGAGUUCGCAAGAGGAGCUCGACUUUGUGGCGCACAGCGCCGAUAUGAGUGCGGAGCAGGAGCAAAUCAGCAAUUUGCAGAGUCCAACGAAAAUAUCGCCACGUACGCCAGUCACUCAAAACGAUCCACUCGGCGCUUUAAAUGAAGAGCUGCAAGAUCAGACCACGCCCACAAACACCAAAGAGCCAGCCGGCGAACAACCGAAUGCUGGCGCCAAUAACAGCACUAUGUACACGGAUAAGCCGAUAUUAUUCAAGGGUCAACGCAGUGCCACCUUUGACGAAUCGACGCAUUUGAGCAAGAGCAUGCAGCGCUCGGAGACAAUGCCGGGCUCAAGUGUCGCCUCGAGCUUAGCCAAUUUUGGUUCAUCCAUCAAAUUCAGUAUCGGACGUUAUUCACCUGCACGAUUCUCAUUUAAGAAAGACAGUUUCAAGCCCAACAUUAUUAUAGAAAAUAUUUCGAAUAUAAGUCCAAGUUUAACCAGUAAAAAAUCGAAUGAGAUCAUACAAGGUAGUCUGAGUAGCAUAAAGUACGCCGCCAAUUCGUUAACACGUAAAUUCGAUGAGAUUAAGGGCGCGUUCUCGACCCAAACGACGCCGGUGAAAACGCCCGGCAGCGUAGGACACGCCGAGGGUGCGACCGAUGAGGAUAUGAUCGCACAUGAGGAUGGCACACUGAAGAUGCGACGUGUCUCCAGCGAUUUAGAUCCCUGGGGCAGGCUGAGCGAGUCACGCAAGUCGAGCUACAACAAUUUGGUGCCGUUGGGCGAGAAUUCUUCGGCGUUGAAUUUGAGCGCAUUUCCAGUGCUGCCAGAGAAUUUAUAUACAACGUUGACGGAUAUAGUGGAGCGUCCCGACUGUGAUGUACUCAUACAAAUCACUUCGUGUUCGCAAUGCCACAACUGUUCGGUAUUACUCUACGACGAAGAGAUUAUGUCCGGUUGGUCGGCGGAGGAUUCCAAUUUGAAUACAACCUGCCAUGCAUGCAAUAAAUUAACCGUGCCAUUCCUGAGCGUACAAAUUGUGGUGGACGACUCCUUGAAGGCGCUGAAGCAAUCGGAUAGCUUGACAAUACCAUAUCUAAAUCCGUUGGUAUUGCGUAAAGAGCUCGAAAAUAUACUGACACAGGAGGGUGACAUAGCGCUGGUGAAGCCAAACUUUGUGGAAGAGCAUCCAAUCAUCUAUUGGAAUCUAUUGUGGAUCAUGGAACGUAUUGAAAGUAAAACGCACCUACCGGAGCUUUGUCUGCCCGUGGCGUCUGAUGAGGAAUGCGAUCCACUCAGCAAGGUGAAGACUGUCAGCAUCCAAUGCUUGUGGGAUAAUUUGCGUCUACACAGCGAAGCCGGUCCGCCCAUGUAUAUACUGUAUAAACAAAAUCAGCCAGCCAGUCCGCUGUUGAAAGCGCUACUCACCGAUCAGGCGCAUUUGAAUAAGAACGUCAUUCAACAAAUCAUUUCGGCCAUACGCUGCAACGAUCUAUUGACGCCCGUCAAACGCUUGGCCAACGAACGCCACAAGUUGCAGAAUAACGGCGUGAAUCGCACACACUCCAUCUAUCGUGAUAUACUCUUUUUGGCGCUCACCGCCAUCGGCCGCUCCAAUGUCGAUUUGGCCACAUUCCAUCGCGAAUACGCUUCAAUCUUCGACAAGUUGACCGAAAAGGAAUGUAAAAUGUUCUAUCGCAAUCAAGAUUUGCCACCAUCGGCGGCUACCAUCUUCUGUCGUGCUUAUUUCAAACCGUUAUUGCUUCCUUGACGUGAAAUCAAUUAUUUGCAACAUGAUUUCCACAACAACAACAACAAUGCGAAGACGGCAAAUACAACGCAUGCGAGUGAAGACGAUGCAGACGUUGUGACGGAUGUGUUUGACGUUGCUGCAAAUGAGCACUCUUUAGAGUAACCGUUACAUUAUGCAUAAUGAGUGUAAGGAAGGAAGCGCGCGCAGUUGCUGUUGUGUAAUACGAAAUUGUAAAUUGAUUUAUGAUAUAUGAUAUGAUAAUAACGUUAAAAACAAGUAAGAUAUACAAUGAUGCUGUGGAUUUACAUAAAUGGAAAUGGCAAACUUAAAACGGUACAUAUUAACAUUUCAGGCUUAUGUUCGAUGAAUAUGUGUGUAUUUGGUGUGUGUGUGUAAGGUGUUUGUGGCGCAUGCGUGUCUGUCGAGAAUUCAUGCAUACACUUUGAAAGUUGAAUAUAUAGUUUAUGCCACAUACUGAGCCAUAACGGUACUUUUCGCUCAUCUUUACUGUAUUGAAAUUAGUUUGAAAUAAUUGUUUUGAAACGCUUAGCGGGUUUUUAAUGCUCGGUAUUUUUAUGUAUAACAUAAAGCAGUUUGUUAGAAAAGACAAUAUUAAUAUAGAAGCUGCAUAAAUGAAGUUAACGGAAAUCUUUUUUUUAUUGUUUAAAAAUUUUUUUUUCAAACAAAAAAUUGUUUUUAAACAAAAAAUUUUUUUUAACUAAAAUUUUUAUUCAAACCUUUUUUUUACAACAAUUUUUUUAAAACAAAUAUUUUUUUUUAACUUUUUAAAACAAUUAUGACAAAAUUUUUCUCAUUAGCACCGCAAUCAUUAUUUUGUUUGAAGUCUCGAAAGCUCUAAAAUAAGCUAAUUACAAUUUUUUCAGUAACUUUGUUGCACAUUUACUUAAUUUAAGCUAUUUUCUUUGUCUGCUAUAAUUUUUUAAUUUGUUCGAAACAUUUUAAAUGUUAAAAAAUAAUUUCAUUUUUUACAGAAUUUAUUUUCUUAAUAAAUAGUUGCUUAGUUGGUUAAUUUAAUUUAAAACUGCAAAAUUAUACACUGGUGUUCUUGUUGAAUAGAAAUUUAAAAUUUCUUCAAUUUUUUAAUACAUUUUACCAAAAAAACACUUUGUUGUUGCUUUUAACUACAUAAUUUUUGUAUUGCUCAAUGUUCGAAAAUAGCAAUAUUGUUCAAAGCUCAUCUAUACUAAAUUUAAUUUAGCAUGAAUGCUACAUAUUUUUCGCAUACACUUAAUAUGUAUAAUUUCUUUUUAUAAAAAAAAAAAUUAAUAAAAUAGAAAUUUUCUUAAAAAAAUAUAAUAAAUAUGUAUUUAAGCAAGUUUCGUGGUGUAUGGAGUUCGAGUAUGAAUGCACGUUAAUAUUAGUGAAUGAAUAAUAAAUUUACACAAAAAAAUAACAAAAAAACACAAGCUGGUUAUGGUACGAUUUUCGGUAAUGGUACUUAAGGAGCAUUAAACAAAAAGAAAGAAAUUCCUUCACGUAAACUUAGCUUUAAAACGCACUAUGUACUACGUCAUUUCCUACACAACUAGCAAACACGCCGCAAAGCGUUGACUGCCCCCAAACAGCAGGCUAGUUUUAGUGACAAUACACUUUCGUGCUCAUUUUGGUAUUUUGUACUUUUUCGUAAAUAUGUAGCAUGUACUCCGUAUGUAUGUAUGAUUAUGUAAAUGUAAGUGUUUUUUUUUUUUGUUUUUGGAAAUGCACUGAUAUCACACUCAGUCACUCGCUAAAUACCCGUAAUCCGUUCAUGCGUAAUUUGCCUUAUUAUGGAACGCACCAGACACUAGCAGCCGAGAUAAGAAAGCACUUAUAUAAAACUAUAUACUAAUUAAUUUAGCAAUACAACUUGUGUGUGUGCUGCAAUGUCCUGAAAUUUGAUUAAAAUAUAAUUAAAUAUGAAUGCAAUGAAAUCAAUCAACCAAAUGAACAAUAUUAAUAAUAACAAAUUAAAAAUUGAUUUAUUGUUAAUUAUUGUAAGCAUAAUUAUGUAUUUUAAUAUCAUAUACAGAUUAAAAAAAAGCACGGCGUACAUACCUACAUACAUUUAUAAUAUAUUAAAAACUAACUUUGGUCGCCCAAAAUUUCGGUUAAUAAUAUACUUGUAUACUAUACAAAAUAAAUUAAAUUAUGUUAGACAUAUGUAUGUAUGUAUCUCCAAGUUAGCGUUUAUGAGCAAAAAAAAAAACAAAAAAAAUCAAUAAAUCAAGAAGUUCAUACUUAUAUUACAACAUUAACAGAAUGAAUAUCCUUUAGAAAUGUUUUACAACUAAAUACGUUUACAUAAAAUAAAUAAAAAUUGUCACUAUACGAAAAUUUCAAAUUGAUUGUAAUUAUUGAAUGGGAAGUAACCAUACAUUUCUAUAUUAAUAAUGAUACUAAAAGAAUUUAUUAAUGAUAAAAAUACUUCCAAAGUCGUUGAAACGUUGGAAGGCGUCAAACACAAGUCAUGUUUAACCUGCCUACAUUUAGUAUUUCAAGGUGCCAGCAUUAUAUGAACCACAUAAUUUUUAAUACCACAAGAAUACAGACUUUAACGGUGUCAUCCCAUGUGACUGCCUGUUUGUUUGGUGAUUUUUAAGAAUUUUUUUCUACAAGUGUUGCGCGCUGCGAUCAAGUGAAUAUGCCAAAAAUGGGAUUCUGGGUAGACUUUUGAAAAAGUUUUUUGCUAUAAAAAAAUCGAAAUUUUUGGAAUUUUUAAUUAAUUUUAUAGCGUUCCAUACGUUUACCUGUGCUGAGUGCACCCAAUAAAUUUCAACUCAUUCGGUCAUGCCGUGUUUGCGAUACGAUGGAGGAAAGUUUGAAAAACAGUUUUGAGAAAAACGCGGUCAAAAUAUCCAGCUGCCAACUGAGUGCUUCGGACAGAUCCUUCUUCUAACUGCUAAAACUUAAUAUUGCUUCGAAUUUCUAAAAAUCACUACUACCGAUUUCUAGACAUGUUAAUAAAGCAAUUUAUGAUAAAAGAAUGUUUAAUUUUUCACAUACCCCUUCAGUCAUACAUGAUUAUCAAUUACACUAAGCGUGUCUUAAAGGCGCACUCACUGCACAAGAACCAUACUUAUACAUACAUAUCUUUAAAUGCAAGACGUCUUUGUAAUUUGAAUAUUUUAACUAAAUAAUAAUCAUCAGAUGUUUUCAACACCGCGCCGCUAAAACUUAGGCUCUCAAUAAGGUAUGAGUAUUUUUGAAACACGUUUAUUAACUUCACCUGUAAGUUAUUUUAAAUUCAUUUUAAAAAUCUUUAUACAUAUUAACAAAAAUUAAUUAAAUUUUAAACUUUAGUAAAUGUCAAAAAAAAAAAUCACGACAUUUAAUUUUGACAAUAGCAACCUUACUCGAGGUCAAAGCUUUUACGCACGGCAAGGAAAUUCGCACAGGGUGAUACCGGAUAAAUCAAAAUACAUAUCCGUACUGUCAAGCGGAAAACAUAUUUUCAUAGUAAAAGUUUAAUGCUGUUUCAACAAAAACUAAUAUUAUUAAAUUUAAUUUAACAACUCCAAUAUAAAACUUUAACACAAUCAUUAAAGAGCGCCACUAAAACGAAUGCAAUAAUCAAAACAAAGAAAAAAACCAAAAUAACUGGAAGCUUAGCAUAACGGAAGUUAACAUCUGACAUUUCAUUUCCAUUGAUGCGCAAAAUUUUCAGUUUGCCGGUCAACAUAUUAAAAUGCGGAUGCUAAAAUUUAGUUGUGCUGUGCGCGUAUAGUUUUUAGAGGAAAUGUUUUAUUAAACGCCCAUUAUAUUAAUCUGUGUGUUGAUAAUCGUUCAAACGUUUUGUUUGCGGCGGUAAUAAAAUGAGAAUAUUUGCAAAAGCCAUAUCCAAAGCAAAUUGUAAAAUCGUCAUCAUUUCGCAAAAUAAAUAUAAAUGUUAAUGAAGCUAUCGUUUAAUUUACAAACAUACAAUAUAUGUAUACAAAUUACAUAUAAAGUGUUGGAAUCUACUUUUUUCCUCAACGGAAAAAAUUUAAAGACUUCCACAAAACUCAUAACCAAAGAAUUAACCUCAAAAUAAAAUGCUUUAAGAAAAGGGAAAUGUUUGCUUAAAUGCUAAAUAUAUGUAUGUGCAAUACAUUUGUGUUUUAGUGUUAUUUGUGCAUAGAUUCCUUUUUUCUUUGAUGGCGUUAAAAAUAAGUGAAAUAUUUAACCAAAAAAAGUCGCCUACUACAAAAUGGAAUGAAAUGAAGUGCUACGCCAAAGAAGCGGUGUCUAUAAAAGUGAUCAGUGAUUAAUAUUUUUAUGAAUGAAAAAAUUGUGUAUAUAAUUGUUGUUUGAGAAAAAUAGCUGGCAAAAAAGAACGCAACUUUGAUAAAUACAAACCUCACGUCGGAUCGGCAUCGUAUUUUAUUGCUGCUCUAAAUGGGGUUCGUCGCUUUCAAGAGUGAUUCAUUUAAAAUAUAUAAUAGCAAGAAGAUUAUUUUAUGAAUCACUUCUAAUAAAUUGGUUAACCUCCUACGGGGUAAGCGUGUAAUGGAACAUGCGUACAGCUCACCUUCGCUAACGCACUUACGUUCGUUCCCUGAGUCGGCUGUGACUACUACUGCACACAACACGCACACAGUUGGCAAACACACAGCAAACAGCAACAACAACAACACUCAUGCACGCACACACACCGGUUUAAAAGAAAUCGAGUUUUUCCACACCGACACACACCAACACCAGCCACACACACAUCAAGUACAAAGGUGUUGCUGACUCGUAAGCCGCACCACAGUCAGUCCAAAAGUUACGUUCAUUCAGUUCACUCGGUCUUUGUGAAGCGUUUGCGUCGUAGUCGUUGUCGUGUUGUGCGCUACGCUUAUCCAUCGUCUUUCGCCUGUUGCCGCAGUAUAUCCGUAGUGCUAAUAAUAAUCAAAAAUAAUAUUAUUUUGUAUACAUUUUUGAAGAAACGUGUUCGCGCCUGUAAUUUGCAAGCAAAUUGUGCAGUUUGCAGCGAACUUGGCGUAUAAUUUUCGCAAUAGCAUUAUACUAAAUCAAUUGCGCAUGCAAAUCAAUUGUAAGAGCGUCUGUAUAGCGCAAAAAGUGUGAAAAAAUAAAGCGUGUGGGAUACGCAAAACCCAUUGAAAAUAAAAAAAAAAAAUAUUGCAAUAAAAACAGCAAAAAAUAAUUGCAAAAAAUAUGUGCAAAGAGAAAUGAAACAGUAACG
Messenger RNA from Zeugodacus cucurbitae (melon fly), 10487 nucleotides. RefSeq names its product DENN domain-containing protein Crag (gene Crag). The transcript is spliced from 19 exons. Lineage: Eukaryota; Metazoa; Arthropoda; Insecta; Diptera; Tephritidae. Bases 332 to 5341 code for a protein of 1669 amino acids. Gene Ontology annotation, cellular component: cytoplasmic vesicle. Gene Ontology annotation, biological process: regulation of Rab protein signal transduction. The record is from RefSeq and is a predicted model, not a curated record. Gene Ontology annotation, molecular function: protein binding.